AUGGAUGAGACAACCACCCGGAAGCGCGGCCGAGACAGCGAGGAUGAGGAGGAACUUCCCAAGCAGUCAAGCGGCCCCGGCGCCCACUCUGACUCAAAGCGGAAGCCUCUGACACCUCCUUCCACCCCUGCUGCUACCGAACCAGUCCCGGCCGCGGCUACCAGUACAGAGGGGCCUGCAGACACAACCGCCGCUGCAGAAAAGACCUCUCCAUCUGCUGCUCCUGGCAAGCCAGCCACCACCACCCCUGGAGUUGCUGCUUCUCAGAAGACGGCAGAUUCACACCAGCCUGAGCCGCGCAGAAAGGCGCCGCCACAGACCGCCGCUGACUUCCUGAAAAGGAACCAGCGGCCAGCCACUAAUGUGGCUACUAAAAAGCAGCUGAAGAAAACGGCGAAGGGCAAGCACUCCCAACCGGCUGGCGCCCCCCAGGCCCGUUCCAGCUCGUCGCAGAGCGCCCCAGCGGCGACCCCAGCAACCCCCCCACAGCAGGCUGGCCCCAGACAGUGGACCCCUGAAGCCUCGACCAACCUGGCGGGAGCCAGUGAACCUGCAGGCAGCACCCCAGAGGUUCCUGACGACUUCCGUCUGGUGAUGUCCCGCGCUGCCCGCCGCCGCAACAAAGCCACCGUGGCCCUGCCUGCAGAUCCCGCAGUGGCAGGUACGGUCCUGUUCCGGCCCUCCGAGAAGGACGGCUCCUUUGCGAAGGAAUCGCGCCUUGCACUGGCCAGCGCACUGGCGACCAUCGAGGGAGUGACGGCGGUGCGUGUGAACGGCAAACGAAACGUGGUCGCCGCAGAUGCAGCAAUGCAGAGCUGCCUCGAGGUGCUGCUGGCCACCACCCAGCUCCGUGGCAUCCCUGUCGCUGCCCGCCUGCCCGCGGACCGCACGAGGAGCACAGGGUUUGUCCACGGAGUUGAUGGAAGCCACAGCGAUGCCGAGCUACUGGAGGGAAUCCAGAGUACCAUCCCCGUCCUGGCUGCCACUCGUCAGGAGAGCACAGUGGUUCUCCGGUUCGCCGGCCCUCUUCCUCCUGAGAGUGUCAGCAUCUUCAGGCUUCGCUUCACCGUGCGGCCAGCCCGCCCUCGCCCACUCCAGUGCAAGCAGUGCGGACGCCUUGGCCACGUAGCAGCCACGUGCAGAUGGCCCAACAGCUGCAGGAACUGCAGCCGCAUGCACCCGGCUACAGAACCCUGCAGCAGCCAAGCUCGCUGCACCAACUGCGGAGGAAACCACCCAGCCUGUACUCCUGCCUGCCCCAGAUGGCAGGAGGAACGCAAGGUGGCCACCAUCCUGGCUACCUCCUCAGUGCCACUGUCCAGACAUGCAGUCCGGACAAUGGUGCGAGAGGGCAACCCUGCGGCUAAACGAGUCAGCACUUACGCCCAAGUUGCUGCUGGCCACCGGAGACCAGCCCCCCAGGCACCCCAGUCUUCCGCGGCCCCCGGCGGGCAGCCAACCGCUCCCGCUGCCCAACCAGCAGCCAAGGCGACCCGGCCCCCGGCGACUCUUGCUGCUGACCCCAGGGACGCCAUCAUUGCCUCCCUGCAGCUCACCCUCCGAGCGGUGGGCGAGCUCCUCCCAGCGGGCAGCCCGCGGAAAUCCCCCUGCCUCCAGGCAGGGGGACUGCAGGGAAACAAGGACAAUCAUGGCUAG
Messenger RNA from Dermacentor silvarum, 1656 nucleotides. RefSeq names its product nascent polypeptide-associated complex subunit alpha, muscle-specific form-like. The record is from RefSeq and is a predicted model, not a curated record. NCBI's taxonomy places the organism in Eukaryota, Metazoa, Arthropoda, Arachnida, Ixodida, Ixodidae. The transcript has a single exon. The coding region runs from base 1 to 1656 and encodes 551 amino acids. Gene Ontology annotation, molecular function: nucleic acid binding; zinc ion binding.